This is a messenger RNA of Dichotomopilus funicola, 609 nucleotides long. RefSeq lists its product as uncharacterized. The record is from RefSeq and is a predicted model, not a curated record. Bases 1 to 609 code for a protein of 202 amino acids. Lineage: Eukaryota; Fungi; Ascomycota; Sordariomycetes; Sordariales; Chaetomiaceae. The transcript has 2 exons.
AUGAAGGCGACCGCCGUUUUCCUCGCGCUCUGCGCCGCGCAUUUGGCGAUGUGCGCCCCAAUAGCGGAGUUUUACCCGGCGCAUGCGGUUGACACCUCGGGGAGGGAUCCCAAAGAUCCAGUGACACCAACGGCAUGGCUACCCAUCGGGCGCGGCGAUAAACAACAUCCAGUUGGUGAUGAGCACUCUCCACGAUCGCAGCCAAGACUCUCUCCCAUCGGCCUUCUUCCCUCUCUCUCAAAACACAGGACGCCAAAGAAAGAUAGGCAGGAAAGCCCGGAGAUGCGCGCAUUACGCUUGUAUUAUCCUGGGCAUCACGAGGACGAUGACAUACUCGAACUUCUUGAUGUUGAUGUCGUUGGGCCGCACCAGCCCGGAUUGCCGUGCCACGGAGGUCACCGCUCACACGAACGGAACGACAUGCUUAUCGUCUACCUAGCCGGGGCCUUCAUGCUGGUGGUUGUGGGGAUAGAGGCGUUUGGAACUAUACUACGGAGGGAAAGAGCAAUUAAGCUGGAAGAAACCUCGCAACCCCCACCUGCUAGUAUCUCGAUUCGGGCGGACGCGGGCGACGAGCUUGGCAUGAUGGAUGAGAAGCGCGGUGUAUGA